GUGGUGCACUGCAACAAGGCAAUCCAUCGAUCGCCGCUUCUUGCCGCCCUGGUGAUCCUGGACAUGGAGCCGACCCUCCAGGAGAGCUUGGAGGGCAUGCUCAAGAACAUCGCGGCCAUGAAGCCCAUUUGGCCGGGCUGGACGAAUGCACGAAUUCGUGGACAAGAAGGAAACUUGCAUGAAGCCUUGGACUGGGCCAAGCGGUGUCUGGAGAUCUUGCGAGCGAAACCCAGUAGCACCAGCACCAGGUCCAAAGGCUUUUCCGCGGCGCCUGAUGAGACCAGCAAAGCAAGCGUGAAAGGCCAAGGCGGCAAAGGCCAAGGCGGCAANNGGCGGCAAAGUCGCUGUGAAGAGCGGGUUCAUUCGGCUGCCAGCCAGGUUCAUUCGGCUGCCAGCCAGGGGAUGGCGCAACCUGUGAGCCCUGCAGCCCUGGGAAAACAAGCGCCUGUCACGCCCCCAAAAACUUUGCCCUCCUCGCCACCGCCACGCAACAGCUCCAAGCCGGACCAGCACUUCAAGGAGAAGAAAGAGGAAGAGGAGCCUGGCAGCAGCUCCGCCAAGCCACCUGCCAAAGCCGACAACGAGGCGGCAGACAGAGCGGCAGGGGCCAAGAAGAGGACCAAGGAGGAGGAGGCAGCGCUUCAGAGGGCGACUCCGGCUGACAGCCAGGAAGAAGCCAACAAGGCCCAGCGGCCGAAGCCUUCGCAAGCGAGGCGGGAGGAGCUGCUGGCCGAGCUGCGUGCGAUGGACCAGCAGCUCCUCGUUGAGGACUUCGUGGAGCGCUCGGGACUGGUCAGCGUUUCGGCGCUGACCAGUGAUGGCCACACGGUGCUUCAUCGCCUCGUGGAGGCGAUCCGCACGGAGGAGCUCAGCGGCGACUUCUGCUCGCGGGUCGUGGACGCCUCGCCCGAUUUGUUCCUCAACAAGCUGUCCGCAGGCGGACAGCCUUCAGGGGUGGCUCCUUUGCACAUGCUCUGCGGUGCAGGCAAGGACCGCUCUGAGGUCCGCUGCGUGGUGCUUCGCAAGCUGGCCUCUCGCCAGGCGGACCUGGAGAUCAGGGACGCGCGUGGCGCCACGCCCUUGCUGCGG
Messenger RNA from Symbiodinium sp. CCMP2456, 1089 nucleotides. Lineage: Eukaryota; Dinophyceae; Suessiales; Symbiodiniaceae. The record is from the annotation of a GenBank genome assembly.